This is a messenger RNA of Durusdinium trenchii, 581 nucleotides long. The record is from the annotation of a GenBank genome assembly. NCBI's taxonomy places the organism in Eukaryota, Dinophyceae, Suessiales, Symbiodiniaceae.
UGAACCAGUUCUUUUUCCCUAACAAAAAUGGCGUAGUGCAAUGGAGCUGCGGACCGGCGCGCCCUUGCAAGUGCGCGUGGAGCGACUCGGCGAUGAGGUGCAGGAAGACGCCACCGAUGGCUGGUCUGUGCUUGGAGAGCCUGGCUUUCUGACGCUUCAACGCUUGGGGCUCUAUCCGCGCACUGCGCGGCAGCCCUUUGCCACGGGUCUCCAUGGUGUGGCGGAAGAGUUGCUCAGACGCGCAGAGGCGAAGAAUGCCUUGGACGCUCAGUUGCAGAAGACGCUCCGAGCGGCACAGCGGCUGAAAGAGGCCGGCUGCUGCGGGAGUUCCUUGGCUCAGACAGUUGAGGAUGUUGAGGAUGGAACCCCCAGGUCAGAGCCAAUACAGCUUUGUAGAGAGAGAGGGAGUGAUUUGUAUUUAUGUUAUUAUGGUAUGACACACACACACACAUGCUUGAGAUGUGAAUGCCAGGGGCUCGUGGCCUGUACAUAUUUAGUUAGGAGAGUAUGCCCAGUGAGUCAUGAUCAGGAAGUCAGCAAGUUUGAGUAAUCAAAUGGGAAGGAGACAGAAUUGAAAUGUG